GGAAGAGAGACUGAGAAGAACCAGAAAAUAGAGUACGAAAGAAGGAGGGCGCUUCGAUCCUGCCUAGAGGAGCGAGAAAGACGCAGAUAGUGGCAUAGCUCCCUCUAGGUGGCGAUAUCGAAAGAGUUAGCGCGCAGCAACGCAUAGAGGGCAGGGACAUCAGGGAGGCUCUGGUAGCUAGAUUGUGGUGGUGGUGUCGACUGCAGCCAGCACUGCUCUUGUGGAGGAGGAAACGCUGGUGCUGUUGCUGGUGGAUAUGCGGUGCGGUGCGGUACGCUGGAACAUUCGGUCCUUCGGUCUCUUGGUCCGAUGGCCAAGUAGUGAGAGAGGGUAAGAGUGGGAGGAGUACGAGUCUAGAGGGCGGAGAGUGAGAGAGAGUAAGUGCGUGGUGAGCGGGGCAGAGAGAGGUGAGCGGCGAGAAGUGUGGCGAAGUGGGGUAGAGAGCGGUAGGAUCGCGGGAGGUUGCGAACGCGGUGGUUCCGUUGAACGAGGGCGCGCAAACGGGCGGGUGUCACGAGUGCGGUGAAGCGGUGAAGGGGCCGUGAACGGAAGAGAUCGGGCGUACGUGAGGCGGGCGUAGGCGAGGUUCCGUAGCGACCGUGCGGUGGCGCACCAGGAAUUCCCGGCUCCCGGGCCCCGAGUCUGCCCCGAGUGUCUGCCUCGACUUGCUGACAUGGCGUCCUAGCGCUGUACGGCCAAGUCGCACGUCCCCGUUUGGAGGCUCACCCCGUCGGAUCCGACGCACCCCGAAGAUGCCAAGGUCACAAGAAAGAAGGACGUGAUACCAGCCGAUGAAGAGGAGAGCACGAGCACGAGCACGAUUACGAGAGCGCGAACACGAGAGCGCCAAGUUAAGACGUCUUCGUCGAUGAUAGCGCGCGGAUAAGCGAGAAAGCAACCACCAAGAUUAAGAUUAGGUCUGAUGUUAGCGGAUAUUAACGGAAACCUGGCGGAUCUGAGAAGCGAAGCAAUGGCGUCGCAGAGGUUUUGCCUGCGUUGGAAUAACCAUCAGAGUAAUCUGCUGUCCGUAUUCGAUCAGCUGCUCCACGAUGAGUCCUUCGUCGACGUAACCCUGGCUGUCGAAGGGCAAUUGCUCAGGGCACACAAAAUGGUGCUCUCGGCGUGCAGUCCCUACUUUCAGGCUCUUUUCGUCGGGCAUCCAGACAAGCAUCCCAUAGUCAUCCUCAAGGACGUCCCGUACGUGGACAUGCGCAGUCUUCUGGAUUUCAUGUAUCGCGGUGAGGUCAGCGUCGACCAGGACAGGUUGACGGCGUUCCUGCGGGUCGCUGAAUCCCUAAGGAUCAAGGGCCUGACCGAGGUGAACGAAGACAAGUGUGACCUGCCGAGCAUCACGUCUUCCCUGCUCGGAAAUCAAAACGUAGUACCUCCACCGCCGCCAAACCUUCAUAGAAUAAACCAAAUCGGGCCUCAGCACGUAUCGCAAAAGAGGUUUCACCAUAUGUCGAGUCAUCCGCUACUCGGCUCGGCACUGACAGCGCCCAAGAGGAAGCGUGGCAGGCCGAGGAAGCUCAGUGGUUCCUCGGACACGCCACUUGGCGACAACUCGACUCAGGAUCUUCAAGGCUCGAGUGCUGAUCUUGUCCAAGGUUCGCCGGAGAUGAUGGAGAUGAAGAUGGGUCUGGACUUUCAGAGCGAGAGUGGCGCCAACAGUAACGCGGGAACGUGUUCGGGAGCGAAUGGUAAUGGGACUAGCAACAAUAAUAAUGGCGGCUCGAAUGGAGGCAACAACAGUGCCGGUGCCUCGGGGACGACCUCGAGGAAGGACGAACCUACGGAAAAUGGGACGGAUAUCCUAGAGGCCGGCACGACCAGAGUCAAGCGAGAACCUGAACCAACGCCCAGUACUUCCGCGCAGGCCUCGGACGAGACGUUCACGCGGCCGCCCAGUAGGCAAGAAAGCAGCGAGGGUUUCAAACAAGACACCGAAGACGCGAGCAACGACGAGUCACACUCGCCCACGCAAAUUCGCAUAAACUUCGAGCGUUGCUUCCGCAACGAGUACAGCGCAUCGACGCUGCAACAAGGCGGCAAAGCCGGAAUCAACGAAGCAUCACUUUUGCAGCAGCAGCAGCAGCAGCAGCAAAAACAGCAACAACAGCAGGAACAUCAGCAUUCCGACCCGGAGUCCGAACAAAAAAUGUCCAAAGACCGUCUGAGUAGUGCCAUAUUUAACAUGGUCGCCGAGUCGGAAAUCAGUCAGAGCGACUUCGAGAGCUCGUUCAAGGUCGAAAGCGAGAGGUCAGAGGGCUCGGUGCGCGACUUUUGCGUUAAAGAGGGCGACGUCUAUAGGUGCACCGUGUGCCACAGGACUUACACACACAUUAGCAAUUUCUGUAGGCACUACGUCACCUCGCACAAGCCCAACGUCAAGUACUAUCCCUGUCCUGUGUGCUUCAAGGAGUUCACGCGGAAGGACAAUAUGGUCGCUCACGUUAAGAUCAUUCACAGUUUAAAGCCGCACAUGAAUCUGAGCAGCUCGAGCAUGGGUCAGCAGCGGUAGACCGCUGUUAGAGCAUACGAGCAUAAGAGCAUAUACAUUCAUAUGCUGACCUCCUUUUCAUCUUCAUCUUCAUCUUCAUCUUCUUGUUUCCGGUUUUUUUCUUCUUUUUUUUCCAUUUAUUCUAUUUGUUGUACUUUGUGCCUAGUCUUCUGGCUCAUCCCCGGUACACGGUACGCGGUACGCAGUACGCAGUACGCAGUACGCAGUACGCAGUACACUCCCAGUCUCUUGAUGCACACACCACCGAUGCCUCUCUACUUUACAGACAUAGCUUAGCAAAUUGUUAUUGUCCUUUCCAACCUUAACUGCGCCUUGUGUGUGCGUACUACCUUCCUAUCCAAAAUAGUUUAUUCUUCUUCUUCUUCUUCUUCUUCUUCGUUGUCGUCCGUAAACAUCUUCAGUUUUUAAUCAAAUUGUCACGUAGAGUAAUGACGUAACGCAAUGCCACAUACGAUUCAAGGGUUUAUUUUAUCAUCUGACACACCAAUUACACAUAUCGGACAUACAGGGCUAAUUUAUGAGAAAAAUAAAGAGCUCAGCAAAGUCAGGUCAAUCUCAUUCGCAAGAGAUUCGGAAUAAUGAGAAGAGGGCGGGGGGGAGAAAGAUGCGUCAAUUAUGGUAAAGCUUGACAUUCAAGAAAUGGAAAAAGUGUGACCUUUCGUUUCACAGGCGUCGCCUAAGGAAUUUGACAACUCGAUGUUUUUUCUUCUUGAGUAGAGAAGAAGGGAGGAAGAAUGAGAAGAAAGCGUGCAAUCCGAAAUUAUGAAAAAUAUUAACAGACACAUGAGAGAGUACGAGGAAAAGGAUAUUGAUUGAACGUUACAGAGAGAGAGAGAGAGAGAGAGAGAGAGAGAGAGAGAGAGAGAGAGAGAGAGAAUGAUGAGAAGACGGCAGAUGGGUAUAUGUAUAACUAGAUAAUUUGGUUGGUAGGUAGGCAACUAGAUGAAUAUAGAUAGGUAGGUAAGUAGGUAGGAUAGGCUAAGAGAUUAGGUGAAUAAUAGUAGGUAGCUAGAGAGACAGAAGUGGUGUAAUAAAGUUGGUUAGACAUUUAAGUUCGGAAAGGCUAGAAGGUUAUCGGCGCGGGGAGGUAUAUAGUCGGUAGGUCAGAGUAGAGCUAGUUUGGGGAUUAGGUUUCCUAGGUUGGAUGCAGCUAGACGUCGUAGGUACACGUUACACGUUAUAUGUUUGCCAUGUACGCGUACCUGAUGACCGUUCGUGCAAAAGGACCAGUUCUACUGUGUCGACAAUUAAACGGAACAAGUAAAACAAAAACGCUAAAAUUACGUGAAUAAAUACUAUAGAGAUUGAACAGCGAGAGAAGGAAAGGGGAAAAGAAUGGCUAAAAAUAAUAGAGACAAUUGGAUGUCGGAAUGCGAGAUUUUCGUAGCCUCCUAUUAAUCGAUUAUAGAUCAAACUGAUAUACAGUUUACGUAGAGCCAAUUUCCCAAACAUAUUUUUCUUUACUUUUUAAUAUUGGACUUUCGAAAAUAUUCCUUUCUUUCUCUUUGUUAUCUCGUAUGUUCGUGCCGGAAUAAUUAUUCUUGCUGCUUGCAAGCGAGUGGGGAGACCUUCGUCAAGAUAAACAAUUCCAAAAUCCCGAUCUUACUUGAGAGUUUGAAAUCUUGAGUUACUCUUCCUCCCUCCCCGCCCCCUCCCCCACCCAUCCAAACUGACUAACAAAAAAAAAAAAAGUAUAUAAAUCAAUAUAUAUACGCAACGGGCAUUAAGUUUACCCAAAUAAACAAACAAAAAUGAACGAGCUUUACCGCGAGUGCUUCCGACGCGCAUUUCCCGAUAGAAAGGAGGUUAGAAAGAAGUUAACGAUGAUGUUGAUAAGACGGAAAACACAAAAUUUGAAUAUCUGCGUCAUUCGCGGAGGACGUGAAGAUCGGCAGAAAGAAAAGAACGGAUAAACGAUAAGUUCGGGACAACAAAAUAUUCGCACCCGGGGGCCGCGGAUUCUGUAUACACAUUAAACAUAUAUAUAAGGAAGGGAGAUAACUAGUGGCAAACGUAGAAUUUAUAUGAGCCAAUCACGAGUCGUCGUACGAUUUAUAAUAUAGUUUAAUCAAGAUGAUGCUGGGUUAUAACUUGUAAAUGUAAGACAGAUAUAUUUACCAUAAUACCUGCCACGGGAGGAAAAAGAAACGAAAAACACGAAAAGGGACAAGUAGAAGAAAAGCCGCAAGAAAUGGUCGGCAGAAGAAAUAGAAAAUAAAGAGAGGAUCAGAAUUGUAGAAAACCGAAUGUAAUAGAGAGAAGAGAGAGAGAGAGAGAGAGAGAGAGAGAGAGAGAGAGAGAGAGAGAAAGGAUUAAAAAUGAAUUAAUUAAAGCUGAGGUAAAAAAUAACUAAGAAAUCAAACAUACAUAGGUGUAUAACAUAAAUACAUAAAUACGAUAUAAGGGAACCACGUAGACUGAGUAAAUGCAAUACGACAACCGUUCGCCAUGUUUUUAAGCUGUUAAGCUGUUAAGCUGUUGAGCCGUUGACAGAUAAUUGACAGGGAGUGCGAGACUGUACAAUAUUUUGGAGUUUGCUCUUUUGAUGGGUCUGGGUCUGCGGGGGGUGAUACGCGAUGGUACGAGUGCAAGGGCUAAGGGAAGAUUUAAAAGAAUCGCUGUGCGCUAUACAUGAAAAAUUUGACUUUAGAUCGUUCAAGGUUUCCUGCCUCUGGGAUUGUUGUGUCUUCUUCUACGCAGCGUAAGAAGCCUAACGGACUACUCGGAUGAGAAAGAGAGAGAGAGAGAGAGAGAGAGAGAGAGUCAAAGGACAAUGCUACGGCUAAGCCUCCUAGAUAAAAAUGAUUAAUGCACACACGAGAGCCAAAUUGAAAAAAAAAAAAGUUAAAUCCACAUGUAUGGCGCAUACGCGAAUUCACGAAGAAUGGUACGCACUGUAUAGACGAAAAGAAGGAAGAAGAUGUGGUAUUUUUCGCACGAUGCUUUGAAGAAUGAAACUAAUUGAUCGAAGAGAAUUCGAAAGCGAAACGGGAUGCAAUUCUAUGUAAGACUGCAGUGGGACGGUUAACGACACCAAAUACAAGAUAGUACUGACAUUGGAUAGACUGAAGGCACCUUAGUAGUAACUUAACCGCCGAGCCGUGCGCAGGUGCUUCCGUCGCGCGACACGUUGACUCUCUCCGUACACUUACGUGUACCUGUAUCGAGAGUCAAUUUGACGAGCGCGGUGGCUCGAAGCCGGCAACGGUAUAGGCUUAGUUGCGAGACAGAGCAGCACCCUACGACGACCGUAGUAUACUAUUUUGCACUUUAUUAUCGUCUCGCGUCUGACGUCUGACGUCUGACGUCUGACGUCUGACGUAUGCGUAGCGUAACCCGUACAAUAAAUAAUCCUCCGUUACGUCCUCUCGGGAAUCCGCGUGAUCCGCUCGUUAGGAUGGGCCAUUCUCAGCGGGAACGAGCUACCUCGGUCGACACGGGAGGAAGGCCGAGCUCCCAUGCGUCCAAGUGGCAGAGAAUUUAGCUUAGAACGGGAAACCGAUAGAUUGCGAGAGAGAGAGAGAGAGAGGUCUACUCUAUAUAAAGGUGUUUUUUCUCUUUUUUUACUUGUUGGACAUAGAUAACGUAGUGGACGACUAGAGGCUAUUAUUAAACUACUAGAAUUUAGGCUCGUGCACCCGCGCGUGUGCAUGUGUGUAGCCGGCUUAACAAUAAGAUAAUGGACCAUGGCUGCCUCAUUCAGAUAACGUGGUUUCUCAACGUUGUAGUUGACGAUGCAUGCAGGAAGCAACGGGACGACGCAAAAGCGACGCGCACUUGCUUCUCUCCUUUCGGGAGGAAAUUUUUCUGCUCUUUUAUUUCGGUGAUACUUGUGCUGCUGCGCAAUAUCCGGAAAUUCGUCAUUUCUUAUGGACGGAUAUUCUUAUCUUUUACCAAUCUCGUGCAGCCUGGGAUCGUCAUAUGUGUAUACAUGCAGAUAUAUACACACAUGCACAUGCACACAUCUAUAUACUUAGAUUUUAAUAUAUACCAGAGUUAUUCAUCGACCGAUUACACGAUGAAAUCUUUAGCUGAGUUGCUCAAAGCAGUUGGUAGCAUCGGAGGCAGUAAUUGUUGGCAGCAAGACGUCGCGAGCGUGUCAAAGGUCAGAGAUGGAUAGCGUGCGCGGGAGGGAGAAAACUAGGCGAUCCGUUCUCGAGUCUUUAAAAUCCGCAAUCAUAAUGAAUUUAACAAUAGUAGAAGUGAGGCAACUACACAUAGAAAUAGUAAUAGUAAUAGAAAUAGAAAUAGAAAUAGAAAUAGAAAUAGAAAUCUAUAUCUAUAGAUACACAAGUAUAAUGAUAUAUAUAUAUAUAUAUAUAUAUAUAUAUAUAUAUAUAUAUAUAUGUAUUGUACAUAUAUAUAUAUAUAUAUGUAUUGUACAUAAAUUAUACUCUAGCGUCAAAGUGGCAGCGGCUAGACAGCUUAUCGAUAAUCAAUGAAAGAAAUAACAUAAAUGAAUGAAACAAAGAACUAAGCAAAUAAACAAAAAAAUCAUUUGAUAAUCAUUGAGAGGCUAAGACUAACAUUUUCGAGAGUUUCGUGAUUUUUCGUUAAGAACGACGUGGCGCGGGGUGGAAUAAACACUUGUACGGUGCAGGGGGGCGAGAAUCAAUGAAGAAACGAUGCGAGGAAACGAGAAAGGGUUGAUAAAGCAGUAAUUCGGCAAGCGAGCAAUUCGAGCGAUUCGGACGCGAUCUUCAAAGAUUACGUGCCUGCCUCUACGUCCAUUGUUCAACAAAAACGAAAACGGCAAAGUAAUAAAUAGAAAGUAUGUUUCGUAGGCUUUCGAAACCUUUUCUUCUUCUCCUUAUCGUUUCGAAAGGAUCGAGAGAAUUAGAAGUGCAACUGGUCCGUAACUCGUCAGCAUGGCUGAAUGAUUACGGCCGUUCGGCAGUGAGGCAGGUAAAAGAAGAAGGGUUGCUUUUCCGAGGGAGUUAAAUCUCGACGGACGAGAGACGUAGACGUUACCGCAAUCAGCGUUACCAUUUCGUGAGGCGCAACCGUGCGUGAAAGGGGGGAAAGGGGUGAAGGGGGGGGGGGAAGCGGCCAAGAGCGAAGCUCAGCCACGGAGGGUGGAAAAGCGCGCGGUGGGGGCAGCAGGAAAGAAGACCGAGUCCGAGGAAAUAUUCUAGCUAUUUGAGGUCGAAUAUCUGGUGGCAAGGCAAAGGGGAGGCUGAGUUAAAGGAUAAUAUAAUAUAUUAUAUGGCCGGCGGUAAGGGAGGCGUGACGUAAGUGAAGCGACUGCGGGGACGGCGUGUUUAUUAUCAGGAUUAUUCGGGACUAAUGGCAAUAAAACGGACGCGUCAAGUUCAGAUGGCGAUUUAGUCCCGAAUCGGUCUCUGCGUACGUAUUAUACGUGGAAGAAGGAAAACCGAUGCGCGGAAGAGAGAGCAUACGCGGUGAACUGGAUGAGGAACAAAAACAUAACAAAAAAGCAUGUUGAACAUAUUAUAUUAAUUUAUGUGUUUACUACGGAGAAAUUUAUAGAUAUAUUUAUAAAGGGCGAUCUAUUGCCGAGUGUCAUGGCCAGCAAUUAUUCUUUUUUCCUUUUGAAAAAGGGAAACACAGUCAAUAACGAUAUUAAGUUCAAUCGGCUAUGACGCUUCGUGCAAUGGCUCUGGUCGCCGAGAGAGGUAAAUUACGAGGCUUAAAAAGCAGACUGUACUAUUGGAUAGAUUUUAAUAUAUAUAUAUAUAUAUAUGUGUGUGUUAUAUAUAUAUUAAAACACACAACACACACACACACACACACAAAACGCGUGCCAGGACAACUGCAAUGCAACACACGUUUAAAGAUAGACAGACAGGUGUGUAUAUGCGUAUAUAGUACGUGUCCAUAUAUUAAAAAGAAAAAAAAUGCAAUUUUUCAUCACUCACUGUUACUGGUCCGCAUUGUAUGGUAACGCACCAUAAAUACAACAUAAUACACAUAAUACACGUUAUAUGAGUAAAACGACGCGUACGUACCACGUGCGCAUCACCCAAGUACAUACAUAUUAUAUAUUCUAUUAUUAUUACAAUUAUUAUUAUUAUUAUUAUUAUUAUUAUACAAACAAAAGUUAUAUCGAAUAUAUUUUAGUGCUAGUUGGUAAUAUUAUCUAUAACGUCGUUGCAGUUUUUAAAUAUGAACGCGUCAGAAAACGAGAAAGUUGACUUUUAAUUUUAUACGAGUUAAAGAGAAAAAUUACAUAUUUCGAUGAUGGGAUCUAAACAUAGCUGACUAAGUAAUCCCCUGGUUUGGUGCCUUUUUAAUGCAAAGAAGAAGAGUGAGGGCAAGAGAGAAAAAACAAUUAAACGAAAAUCAUUAUUAAAAAGAAAUUUAAAAAAAGAAUUAUAAUAAUGAAAAGUUAAGAACCAUAAGGAAGGCGAAAGAAAAAUGGUGAGAAUACAAUGAAUGCGCGUUCCACAGAAGAUGGCUAAUGUGUUAAGAGUAUAAAUGGCUGUACGGAGAAAGGUUCGAGAGUAAGAAAAUGAAAAAAAAAAACAGAAACAAAAAAAAAACAAAAAAAAACAAAAAUUAACAAAAGAAAUGGUUUAUUAAUUGUUAUGACAUUGUGCAAUCGGGGCAUAUUUACAUUGCGCAUGCGCAAAUCGGCCCAGGGUCGAUUGUUCCCGAACGCGCAUUCUAGUGCCAAAUAAGUGAGACAAAAGAUAAAGUGAAAGGAAUAAAGAAAAAUUUCAUAGGGAAUUUUUUAGACGAGAGUCUUUUCUGACGCUGGGUAGAAACUUAGUAUAUUUUAUAUGCACUGAUUGUUUGAUUACGACUAUCAAUAAUAAAAAGAACGGUGUUCAAUAGAUUGUAA
Messenger RNA from Cephus cinctus (wheat stem sawfly), 9326 nucleotides. It is a transcript of the gene ttk, whose product is annotated as protein tramtrack, beta isoform. Gene Ontology annotation, biological process: regulation of transcription by RNA polymerase II. Bases 923 to 2521 code for a protein of 532 amino acids. The record is from RefSeq and is a predicted model, not a curated record. Gene Ontology annotation, molecular function: protein binding. Gene Ontology annotation, cellular component: nucleus. NCBI's taxonomy places the organism in Eukaryota, Metazoa, Arthropoda, Insecta, Hymenoptera, Cephidae. The transcript has 5 exons.